Messenger RNA from Danio aesculapii, 3786 nucleotides. RefSeq names its product calcium channel, voltage-dependent, alpha 2/delta subunit 2a (gene cacna2d2a). Bases 1 to 3036 code for a protein of 1011 amino acids. The transcript is spliced from 36 exons. Gene Ontology annotation, cellular component: voltage-gated calcium channel complex. The record is from RefSeq and is a predicted model, not a curated record. Gene Ontology annotation, molecular function: voltage-gated calcium channel activity. Lineage: Eukaryota; Metazoa; Chordata; Actinopteri; Cypriniformes; Danionidae.
AUGCUCCAUGAGCUCAUCCAGAAUCUUUAUGCAAGAUUUAGGUUGGCCAGAGAGGCUGAAGACAUCCAACGCGAGCAUUCAUGGCAAGAUGCAAUCAAGGAAAAUGACAUCCAGUACUACGAUGCCAAAGCCGACUCGGAUGUUAUGGAUGAUGAUGAUGGAGAAAAUCUGUUGGAUAAUCCAAACUCCCUGUCGCUGGAGUUUGUGGACGAUCCGAACUUUAAGAAUAAAGUCAACUACUCGUAUACGGCUGUACAGAUUCCUACUGACAUCUACAAAGGCUCUCCGACGAUCCUGAAUGAGCUAAACUGGACUCAGUCUCUGGAGAGAGUCUUCAUUGAGAACAGUCGAGAGGAUCCGUCACUACGCUGGCAGGUCUUCGGCAGCACCACCGGAGUCACCAGAUACUAUCCAGCCACUAAAUGGAGAGCACCUAACAAGAUUGACCUGUAUGAUGUGAGGAGACGACCGUGGUACAUCCAGGGAGCAUCUUCUCCAAAGGACAUGGUGAUCAUCGUGGAUGUGAGUGGGAGUGUCAGUGGACUCACGCUUAAGCUCAUGAAAACAUCGGUCAUUGAAAUGCUGGACACACUUUCAGAUGAUGACUAUGUAAACGUGGCUCGGUUCAAUGAGAAGGCGUACGCUGUGGUGCCGUGCUUCACCACGCUGGUCCAGGCUAACAUUAAAAACAAGAAGAUCUUCAAAGAAGCGGUGAUGAACAUGCAGGCCAAGGGAACCACAGACUACAAGACCGGCUUUCAGUUCGCCUUCGACCAGCUGUUGAACGACACCAGCGCUCCUCGAGCAAACUGCAAUAAGAUGAUCAUGAUGUUCACAGACGGCGGCGAGGAUCGAGCUCAGGACAUCUUUGAGAAGUACAACUGGCCCAACAGAACAGUGAGAGUUUUCACCUUCUCUGUGGGUCAGCAUAACUAUGACGUCACUCCCCUGCAGUGGAUCGCCUGUUUUAACAAGGGUUACUACUUUGAGAUCCCUUCCAUUGGAGCCAUAAGAAUCAACACACAGGAGUAUUUGGAUGUUCUGGGACGGCCGAUGGUGCUGGCUGGAGAACGGGCUAAACAAGUGCAGUGGACUAAUGUUUACCAGGAUGCUCUGGGUUUGGGCCUCGUCAUUACCGGCACAAUGCCAGUCUUCAAUCUCACGGCUGAUAGAGACACAAAACUGAAUCAGUUGAUGCUUGGUGUCAUGGGUGUAGACAUCGCUCUCAAUGAAAUUAAGGAACUCACACCGCGGUAUAAGCUUGGAGCCAAUGGAUACACGUUUGCCAUAGAUCCCAAUGGAUAUGUACUGCUACACCCAAACCUCCAACCUAAGAUCAUUAACUUCAGAGAGCCGGUCACACUGGAUUUCUUGGAUGCUGAACUUCCAGACCGCAACAAGGAGGAGAUCCGCCGUCAGAUGAUUGAUGGUAGAGGAGGACAGAGGAAAAUCAAGACUCUGGUCAAAUCUGUGGACGAGCGUUACAUUGACGAGUCCCAGAGGACGUACAUAUGGAGUCCAGUGGAGGGCACAGAUUACAGUCUUGGUUUAGUUCUGCCGUCGUACAGUGAAAACCACAUACGGGCCAACCUGAGUGACCAGAUCCUCCAGGUCCAGUAUUUUGAGUCUCUGCUGCCAAACACUUUUGAGUCAGAGGGACAUGUGUUCAUUGCCCCCAGGGAAUAUUGCAAAGAUCUGGAGCUUUCCAACAACAACACCGAGUUCCUGCUCAACUUCAUCGCCCUGAUGGAGAAAGUCACACCAGACUCCAAACAAUGUGACAAUUUCUUGCUGCAUAACCUGAUUUUGGACACAGGCAUCAUUAAACAGCUGGUCGAUCGAGUCUGGAAGAUCAACGACCUCAACACGUAUGGCUUUCUGGCAGUUUUUGCGGCCACAGAUGGAGGAAUCACUCGAGUUUUCCCCAAUAAAGCUGCUGAGACCUGGGAAGAAGAUUCAGAGCCGUUUAAUGCUAGUUAUUACCGUCGCAGUCUGGACAACAAGGGGUACAUCUUCAGAGCUCCAUACCGCACUGCUAAUGAUGACAUCAUGAAUCCAGAGAACGACACCAUUGGCAUUCUAGUGAGCACAGCAGUGGACAUUACGAUGGGCAGCAGAAACCUCAAACCUGCAGUCGUUGGUGUGAAGCUUGAUCUUGAGGCUUGGACUGACAAAUUCAAGAUCCUUGCGAGCAACCACACCGACAGCAACAGACUGAGCUCACAAACGUGUGGACCAACCAGUGGCUGUGAAAUGGACUGUGAAGCCAACAGUGAUGAUUUGCUGUGUUAUCUGAUUGAUGACGGCGGCUUCCUCAUCAUGUCCAAUCAGAAGGACCACUGGUAUAAGAUCGGCAUGUUCUUCAGCGAGGUCGACCCAACGCUCUUCUACGCCCUCUAUAACAACUCCUUCUACAGACGCAAGCAGUCGUUCGACUAUCAGUCAGUGUGUGACCCUGUUCCCAGCAGCAACACCGGCGCCGCACCGCGAGGAGUGUUCGUGCCUACAAUUGCAGACGUAUUAAAUGUUGCCUGGUUGACGUCAGCAGCCGCCUGGUCACUGCUGCAGCAGAUGCUGUAUGGAUUCGCUUAUCAGAGCUGGUUCAUGACAGAUGAAGUCGAUGCUGAGGGAUUUGAGUAUAAAGAGACGAGCUGUGUGACGGUACAGACGCAGUUUUACUUCAGCAACGUCAGCAGCUCCUACAACAUCCUGCAGGACUGCGACAACUGCUCCAGGUUAAUUCACGCUAAGAGAAUAAACAACACCAAUCUGCUGUUUGUGGUGGCUGAAAGACUGUCCUGCAACUCCUGUGAGAUCGAGAAACUGUCUCAAGUGGAGACGGAAUACAAAGAAACAAAAGCAUGCGAGACAAUAGCUGCACCCCGAUACAGAAAAGGAACUACGAGCUGUUUCGACUACAGUGUUUUAGAGAACACAUCAGACUGUGGACGAGGCCACUCGUUCCGCCCCUCCCUCUAUACUUUACUCCUCCUCCAGCUCCUCCUCCUUUCUGCUAUGGCCCGCCCCUCUGUUUAACUCCGCCCUCCCGUCUCGUCUCCCUCUUCUCGUCUCCUUAAUUGCGCAUUUCUCUUUUCUCUCCCCGUUGCUCUAGUCAUAGGUAAUUUAAAGGGACUUCCUCCUGCCCUUAUAUGGAAGCCCAGUCGUACUGCUUCAUCCACUUAGCUUCACAGGUUGUUGCUUAGUGACCGUUGCAGAACUCUUGUCGUCUCCUGCCAAUCAAGAGCAUUCGUGGGAGGAGCUAAAAAGUGUCUUUACGAAAACGAUGAGAAACAGACGGCCAUCUUGGAUCAACAAGUGGAGACGUGGUGGAGAAUGACACGGACUGUUCCCUACUGCCUCCGUGGCCAUAAGGGGUGGGGUUUAGCUUGACUCAACCUCCAAAAGGGGAUCAUCAUGCUCAUCCCGACAUUACGACGCCGUCUAGCUUCUGGUAAUAAGAAAAUAUCAAAAUAAGAGCAGAACUUUCACAAAAAAAAUAUCUAAAUAUAUAUCAUCAAUACUGACAUGUGAGUAUUAUAAAACAUACCUCCGUAUAUUAGGGUAUUUAACGAGAAAGGGAAGAUGAUAGAUGCUAUUUAUUCGAUUCUCAUUUGUUUAUUUAUGCACUAUAUCUACUUCUUGCCAAAAUGAGACUUGUCGUGUGGUCUGAUUUUUCUAGCCAAAUUAGGAGGUAGGAAAACCACAGAAAAAAACCAACAAAACAAAAAAAAAGUAAGAGAAAGUAGAGAAAUAAAAGCGGUAUCGCAUUAUUCCUUCAUCCGUCAC